AUGUUCAAUGAAGAGAUUCCCGUAUGGAGAUCAGCAAUCGCAACGGCUCAUGAUGGUCUGUUACAAAGUCGGCUGCACUUCAUUGGAAUUCAUCGGAACGCACUGGCAAUAGAGCGACUAGACAAAGCCAUCAAAAAGUUGGAAGAAGUCGACGCAGCUACUGAUGAACCCGAUCCUAUUUCUUGCCGUAGCCGAAGAGAAACCGUUUCAGACCUCUCAACUUCAAGAUCGCCCGACGGUCAAGAUUCAGCGGCUAGUAUCAGGACAUGUAUCGAUGCUGAAGGUGUCAUUGAACCAAUGGAAAGCAACAGCGAAGUCACAGUUGAUAUGCCAGAGGAGAGCGAGCCAAAUACUGUGAUAGAAGCGCAGCAAGGCACUAGCGCUUCCACUAAAAAGCCACAUCCAACGAUUGUUAUUACUCAAGAUGACAACUCUCAAUAUGAAACAUUUGAUCCAACAGUUUGCGAUUCCUCUUACCAAUGGCUCCAUCACGAAACCAAGAAGAAUGCCAAUGCAGAUCAGGCGCAAGUCUGCGUCUCAGACUCAUCCAACAGCGGUCUGUUUACGGAACUGACCGACGGCGACAGAAGCAAAGUCGAAUCAGCGAAAUCUGUUCGCUGCGGCUACACGUCAGUGGCCAUUCUUCGAUCACGACUAGAAGCUAAAAUGCAGGGGAAAAGAUUCCGAAGAGUACCGAAACCUACCCGGAUCCCUGCACCGCUCUUGUCACAUGACAGCGCUCGAGGGAACGCAACUCAAAUAGAAGAGCUCCCUGCCAAUAAAGACAUCAUAUCAACCGAGACCAUCUCCUUUGCUGAAACCGCGUCCGGUCAUUAG
Cooperia oncophora is the source of this 837-nucleotide messenger RNA. The record is from the annotation of a GenBank genome assembly. NCBI's taxonomy places the organism in Eukaryota, Metazoa, Nematoda, Chromadorea, Rhabditida, Trichostrongylidae.